Molecule: messenger RNA, 2073 nt
Organism: Periophthalmus magnuspinnatus
Lineage: Eukaryota; Metazoa; Chordata; Actinopteri; Gobiiformes; Gobiidae
Gene: cbx6a
Product: chromobox homolog 6a
Exons: 5
Coding region: 195-1328 (377 amino acids)
Source: RefSeq, a predicted model, not a curated record
ACGUGACCAGCGGGUUCGUGUGGCGCGCUGUCCUGUCCUGCAUAGCCGUGUUGCACAGCGGACUCCUGUGCGCACGGGUGCAUGCGUGUGGAUUGAUGCUCUCUCUGCACUCCGAUACAGUGUUCUCGUGUGCUGGCUCUAAACUUCAACUACACAAAGCUACAAUAGACAUACGCCUAGUUGUGAGAUGAAAGAUGGAGCUCUCAGCGGCGGGGGAUCGUAUUUUCGCCGCUGAAGCAAUUCUCAAGCGGCGCGUCCGUAAGGGAAGACUGGAAUACCUGGUCAAAUGGAAGGGCUGGGCAAUGAAACACAGCACGUGGGAGCCAGAGGAGAACAUCCUGGACGACAGACUCAUCCUGGGCUUUGAGCAGAAGGAACGUGAGCGGGAUAUGAAUGGACCCAAGAAACGUGGUCCAAAACCCAAGAAUGUUGUUUUGAAGACUCGUGCUCCAAGAGGAGAGGCCAGUGGGUGCUCUACCCCUCCCACUGCACCCUCUGGGCCCACACCCUCUCCUAAACUGCACUCCCUGGCUGCCACUCACAAGCUGAAGAAGGACAUCCACCGUUGCCACCGCAUGUCUCGCCGCCCACUGCCUUCCAUGUCUCCAGCCCUGUCCUCCGCCGGGGGGGUACGCUCACGCCCUCAUGUGUCCCCCUUUUCUGAGACUGUUCGCAUCCUCAACCGCAGAGUCAAGCCCCGUGAGGUCAAGAGGGGCCGCAUUAUUCUCAACCUGAAGGUCAUCGAUAAGGCCGGCCGUGGGGGUGGGGCUGCAGGCUCCAGGGGCCUCUCCACUGGACGCCACAACAUCCCAUCCCGCAACCGCAUCAUCAAGAAGGGAGACGCUCCCUACAAGCCUUUCCAGUCGCCCUUUAAAAUGCUCGGAUUCCCAAUGUAUGGGAAGCCUUUUGGGCUGCAGUGUGGAGGUUCUUUCCCAUCUGAGCCAGGGCCCUUCUCCUACUCCACCAUACCGAGCCAGGCCACACCAAGUCAGUCCAUACCGAGCCAGGCUACACUGAGCCAGGAUGCUCCCAGCCAGGCUCUUUUACAAAGAGGCUCUGAGAAGCAGGUUUUCCCAGCACAGUGCUCUGAGGACCAGGCAGAGGAUGUUACCUUGUCAGCAGGACUUGUCCCAGCCAAGGGAUCAGAGCAGGGGAGUGAGGGCCCACCCAAGGGUGCUUCUAGAUGGCACCCUCAAUUGGCUCCAAGCUGCAAAGACGUAGUAGUAACAGAUGUGACCACUAACUUAGUCACAGUUACCAUUAAAGAGUUCCCCUCCCCCUCCGACAGUCCCGACAGCAGCGCUGACACACCCCAGCCCAAGCAAUAGAACUGAAGGAUCACUCCAAAUGUCCACAUCAUGAAGUCCUUUAACUUAAUGUUAUUGUUGUGUCUGGACUCAGAUAGAAUAAAGCAACAACAUAAAGUCAGACGUAAACUUAAAAUAUGCCUUAAGGCUGCACAAUGUGAUGAAAAUAUCUAUUUUUUCCUAAAUAAUAAUUCAUAUUAUCACCAGGACAACCAUGUCUCAGAGGCUUAACUAUGGUCUAUUUGACAACAUGAGUCUGGAGAUGACUUGGUUCACUAAUGUUAGGACAUUAGCUUUAGAGAAUGCCCCUUGGCAGAAACCACAUUUGGCCAUUUCAAAUCUGAGUACAAUUGUGGGAAGGUUAUCCAUAUCAAAACCAUUAAAAUAAUGUUGGUGAAGUAGUAAUAAAUGCCACUGUAAUGCAUAUGUUUGGUGCCUGGAUAUUUGUGUUUUGAACUGAAUGGGUACUGUCAUGUUAUGUCUGUGCUGUUGAACACAGCCUGUAUCGUCAUUAAGAAUGUUUUUGGCCACAGCAACUCAACAAGAUAGACUGAUGCACUGACAUUUCAAUAAUGAAUUUGUUUUUGAAGACUUUUUAUAUAUUUUGAAGCUCCUCUGUGAUCUGAAUGUGCAGCUGAGUGUGCUCACUUAACUGUUUACAGAAAUGUUUUAGCUGAUAUGAAUUCCCAAUAUCUCGGCUUGACAUUGAUACAGGCUAAAGGUGUAGAAUGGUGGUUCUCAAGACUUUUCACAAGAAGCACUCCAA